Messenger RNA from Didymosphaeria variabile, 1491 nucleotides. RefSeq lists its product as uncharacterized. Gene Ontology annotation, biological process: biosynthetic process. Gene Ontology annotation, cellular component: cytoplasm. The transcript has 2 exons. Gene Ontology annotation, molecular function: transferase activity. NCBI's taxonomy places the organism in Eukaryota, Fungi, Ascomycota, Dothideomycetes, Pleosporales, Didymosphaeriaceae. The coding region runs from base 1 to 1491 and encodes 496 amino acids. The record is from RefSeq and is a predicted model, not a curated record.
AUGAGCCUCCAGCCACCAUCGCUCGCGAGCAGGCCCAAAGGGGGCGCUGCGAAGACGACUAAAGCUGUCAUUUUGGUCGGAGGACCUUCCCGCGGCACUAGGUUCAGGCCUCUGUCUAUGGAGCUACCCAAGCCCCUCUUCCCCGUCGCUGGCCACCCAAUCAUCGAGCACUGCUUCCGCGCUAUUGCGAGCGUCCCCGAGAUUAAGGAAGUCUUCAUUGUUGGCUACUACGAGGAGUCCGUCUUCCAGCCCUUCAUCAACACAGUCUCCACCAGCUUUCCGCAGCUCACCGUCAAGUACCUCCGAGAAUACCAGGCAUUGGGCACCGCAGGUGGUCUUUACCACUUCCGCGAUGUGAUUCUGAAGGGCAAGCCGGACAGAUUCUUCGUCUUGAACGCCGAUGUGUGCUCGUCGUUCCCGCUUAACGACAUGCUCAAGCUUUUCGAGGACAAGGAUGCUGAGGCGGUCAUGCUAGGUACGCGCGUUGCGAGCGAAGCGGCCAACAACUUUGGUUGCAUUGUUUCGGACACCCACACGAAGCGUGUUCUCCAUUACGUUGAGAAGCCCGAAGGCCAGAUUUCCAACCUGAUCAACUGCGGUAUUUACCUCUUCGCGACCGAAUGUAUUUUCCCCGCCAUCCGCAGCGCCAUCAAGCGCCGCAGCGAGCGACCCCGCCUCCUCUCAUACCCCUCCUCCGAGAACCUCGAGUCAUCCUACUACCCGGGUCAGGACGACGAUGACGAGGACAAGGAGAACACCGUCGUCCGGCUAGAGCAGGAUGUCCUCUCCGACAUUGCAGACAGCAGGCAGUUCUUCGUUCUCGAGACCAAGGACUUCUGGCGCCAGAUCAAGACUGCUGGCUCCGCCGUCCCAGCCAACGCCCUUUACCUCACCAAGGCUUUCCAGUUGGGCUCGGAAGAACUUGCCAAGCCCUCUGCCAACAUCCUCCCACCCGUUUACAUCCAUCCCUCUGCAAAGGUCGACCCUACGGCCAAGAUCGGCCCCAAUGUCUCCAUUGGCGCUCGUUCCAUUAUCGGCGCCGGUGCGCGUGUCAAGGAGACGAUCGUGCUCGAAGACUCUGAGAUCAAGCACGAUGCGUGCGUGAUGUACUCCAUCGUGGGAUGGCACAGCAAGAUUGGUGCUUGGGCACGUGUUGAGGGCACACCUACACCCAUUACUAGCCACAGCACGAGCAUCGUCAAGAACGGUGUUAAGGUGCAAAGCAUCACUAUCCUGGGUAAGGAGUGUGGUGUAGGUGACGAGGUGCGCGUGCAGAACUGUGUCUGCCUGCCCAACAAGGAAUUGAAGAGGGCAAGUCUCCCCCUAUCCACCUUCAUUGACAAUGCUGACACGGGAUGCAGGAUGUCUCGAACGAGGUCAUUAUGUAAGGAAAGUGACAGAAUGCAUGAUACCACGAUAGCGUUGGCCUACGUUGACAUUUGCCGAUUAGUUAGAAGGAGUAGCUCCAAGAAGCCGGUUCUGCAGAUGUAA